Molecule: messenger RNA, 954 nt
Organism: Saxophila tyrrhenica
Lineage: Eukaryota; Fungi; Ascomycota; Dothideomycetes; Mycosphaerellales; Extremaceae
Exons: 2
Coding region: 1-954 (317 amino acids)
Biological process (GO): regulation of transcription by RNA polymerase II
Molecular function (GO): DNA-binding transcription activator activity, RNA polymerase II-specific
Source: RefSeq, a predicted model, not a curated record
AUGCCUCUCAAAGCCCGGUAUCUGCCACCCCAAACAACCCCAUUGCGCGGGUCUCGAGAACUGAUGAACUCGAGCUGCUGCAUUGCCAGCUUCUCCCCCAGCGAGGAGGCACUAUACUUAUGGCAGAACGCCCUGGUCGACUUGAGCUUCCAGCAUGAGUUCUUGCUCGAUGGAAUACUUGCGCUCUCCGCUAUCCAUAAGGCAGUCUUGAGACCCGAAGCAAGCAAUCCUCUACGACUACGAUCACCGGAAUACAUCGAUCUCGCCAUCAAGAGCUUCCGCUUUCAUCUUGAUCGACCAAGUGCUACGACCAUUGUUCCCCUCUUCUCACUCUCCAGCCUCCUGGUGGUGUAUAACUUUGCAGUUGCCCAGAUCCAGCCUCCAGAUGAUCCUAUCGCUGCCCUUUGCCACAUGGCGAGGCUGAUGAAGGGAAUCGCUCAAAUCACAUCAAACAGUCGAGAUUUAUGGGACCACCUGCUUGCUUCUGUGGUUAAGCCGCUGCUCAUCUCACUCGACCGAGACUUGACCGGGGUCAGCGAGACGCCUGAACUUCUUCGACUCCGGGACUGGGUGAUUCAUAUGCAGGACCUUGAUCCUGUCAUACGCAAAACUUAUCUGGAGUCUAUUGAUGAGCUGCACGUUGUCUUUCGAAACGUGCGCAGCCCGGACGGCGGGAAACGUUCUCCCAUAGCUGUCGCCCUGAUCUGGCCUGCGACGCUUUCGCCGAGCUUCCUGGAUUAUCUAGAUCGAAAGGACCCGGUUGCGCUUGUGAUCCUGGCACAUUUCGCGAUCUUGUGCCGCCUUCACGAAGACGCCUGGUUUAUGCGGAGCUGGGGCGGAUGGAUCUUCGAGGCUGUAGAGAAAGAACUCGGGCCCCAAUACCAAAGCUACGUCGAAUGGCCGAGGCAGGCACUGCAACCAGCGGAAGUGAUGGCUCGUGAGGCCUACGAAUGA